AUGGCCUUCGAAAGCUGCACUGCUCCCCAUAUCGCCACCUACAAAGAGUACGAUUACAAACGGCAGUUUGAACGGAUCAUUAAUCAGAUACGUGGCGCAGACUGGAGCAGCACGGCAAUGCUCGAGUGGCAUAAGAGAGUGUCAGUCAGGCUCCC
Perkinsus marinus ATCC 50983 is the source of this 155-nucleotide messenger RNA. RefSeq lists its product as hypothetical. NCBI's taxonomy places the organism in Eukaryota, Perkinsozoa, Perkinsida, Perkinsidae. The transcript has a single exon. The annotation marks the transcript as partial. The record is from RefSeq and is a predicted model, not a curated record.